Molecule: messenger RNA, 537 nt
Organism: Rotaria socialis
Lineage: Eukaryota; Metazoa; Rotifera; Eurotatoria; Philodinida; Philodinidae
Source: the annotation of a GenBank genome assembly
AUGAUGGCAUCGAAAUGGCUAAAAAUGUCAUUUGUAUUUUACUUGAUUUUUCAUACCAUUGAAUCUGACGAAUCUCUCGUACACUGUUGGCGUUGUGAAGUCACAAUUCAAUCGGCUGACGCUUUUCGCGAUGAUUGUGGUGCCGAUUUUGAUUUUACGCAACAUACACGAGAAGAUUGCACUGGCAAAUGCUGGAAAUCAGUUGAUUUAAUCGAUAGGCAACAAUAUGAAAAUAAAACCGAUGAUCGACCAUUAAUAAAAUAUAGAAGUCGAUCAAAACUUAAAUCAAGUCGCCGAUGUUUUUCCGCCAAUGAACUUAUACAAGCUGCUGAAUUAGGAAUCAAUACAUCGGACGGAUGUCGUCAAGUAAAAAGAGAUGAUCAAAAAGUGAAAGAGAUUUGCUUUUGUUCUGAUCAAGAUCUGUGUAACAAUGCAUGUAAAUCCACCAAUUACGUUUUUCUUCUAUUUAGUUCGUUUUUUGUUUUGUAUUUUAAAAAGUUGUCUGCAAGUAGUGGAUGCAAUGAAAACUUCAAAUAG